Messenger RNA from Gastrolobium bilobum, 1488 nucleotides. Its product is annotated as heterogeneous nuclear ribonucleoprotein 1-like. Gene Ontology annotation, molecular function: RNA binding. Gene Ontology annotation, biological process: regulation of gene expression. Gene Ontology annotation, cellular component: nucleoplasm. The record is from RefSeq and is a predicted model, not a curated record. Lineage: Eukaryota; Viridiplantae; Streptophyta; Magnoliopsida; Fabales; Fabaceae. Bases 76 to 1209 code for a protein of 377 amino acids. The transcript is spliced from 6 exons.
CUUCUCUUCUCUUCUCUGCUCCCAAAACCAAAAGAAACUCUCUUUCUUUCGUUUUCUCUUCUGAAUUCGUAAGCCAUGGAAUCGCCCGGUAACGACCAUGUCCUGAGUGGUGGAGAACCCAACGACGUCGUUAGACCCUUUUCCCACAGACAAGAACAUGAACAAGAACAAGAACAACACCACAAUUCCCAACCUCUUACCGGCGAUGGUGCCAGUCCUGGAAAGAUAUUUAUAGGUGGUUUAGCGAGAGAAACGACCAUUGCUCAAUUUAUCAAGCACUUUGGUAACUAUGGUGAGAUUACGGAUUCUGUCAUCAUGAAGGACAGGAAAACUGGUCAGCCUCGUGGAUUCGGGUUUAUAACGUAUGCUGAUCCCUCUGUGGUUGAUAAAGUCAUUGAGGAUACUCAUAUUAUCAAUGGCAAACAAGUUGAAAUUAAGCGGACCAUACCAAGGGGAGCUGUUGGCUCUAAGGAUUUUAGGACAAAGAAAAUUUUUGUAGGUGGGAUUCCUUCAAAUGUGACUGAAGAUGAAUUUAGAGACUUCUUUACACGCUAUGGAGAAGUCAAAGAUAACCAAAUAAUGCGGGACCACUCCACCAAUCGAUCUCGUGGCUUUGGGUUUGUCACCUUUGACUCUGAGGAAGCUGUUGAUGAUCUUCUAUCUAUGGGGAAUAAGAUUGAGUUUGCUGGAACUCAGGUGGAAAUCAAGAAAGCUGAACCAAAGAAGCCAAACCCACCACCUCCAUCAUCCAAGCGCUAUAAUGACUCAAGGUCUUCAUACAGUGGUGGUGGAUACGGAGAUGCUUAUGAUGGGUUUGGUGGCAGCUUUGGUGCUGGUGGUUACAGGUCUGCUGGUGUCUAUGGUAGGGGUGGUGCUUAUGGUGGCUAUGGAAGUGAAUUUGGUGGGUAUGGAGGAUAUGCUGGUGCAAUGGGACCCUAUAGGGGAGAUCCUUCCCUUGGGUAUGCAGGUCGUUAUGGUGGAAGCUUUAGCAGAGGCUAUGAUCUAGGUGGGUAUGGUGGACCUAGUGAGAGUUAUGGAGCAUAUAGUGGUGGUGCUGGUGGUGGGGGUUCUUCUGGUGGUGCUGGUGCCUAUCAAAGUGGCUAUGAUGCCAGUCUUGGGGGUGGAUAUGGAGGGGCUAGUGGAGGCUCCUUCUAUGGCAGCAGAGGAGGAUAUGGUGCUGCUGGUCGAUAUCAUCCUUAUGGAAGAUAGAAGCUUGUAAACCAAGCAUUUUUAGUCUAGGACUGAUAUAUCUAGCAUCAAAGCAAGUUUGUAGUUUGUGUUUGCUUCUUCAGUAGGUUACAUAUUCUCAUUUUUUUUAAAAAGAAUUGUUAAGGAUACUUUCAUUUGUCAUAACAUCGUUUUUCAGCUUUAGAAGUCCAAACAAUUUUUCUUUUUUUUUGACCCCUGUUGAAGUCUGUUUUAUGAAUGAUGUAAGAGCUGCAAAUUGUGCAGAUGGUUGUAUUCUCAAUCUUGUUCGUUAUUACUUGU